UUUUUAACCUUUUUUUUAUUCUCUCAUUUCUCGCCACCCCUAUAUCUUCUCUCUUUUCCUCUUACAAAUCCUGUAUAUUAUCUUUUUUCUUUAUAUACACUCUCUGUCACCAUCUGGGUUCUUAUUCAUUUUUCGUCGGGUGUUGGUUUUUUGGUGAUGAUAUGAUGACGAUGGCGGUGAAAGAUGAGUGGAUUCGGGCGGCGAUGAAGGACGUCAACGUGGUGGUGGAAUUACUGGUAAGGCUCAAACAAGCGCAGGCUGCGCCACCGGCUCCGAAAUCUGCGGCGGUUGCACUCAAAUGGGGUAUACGUCAGCCGAGGUCUAAGGCUAUGUCGAUGCGACGCGAGGCCAAGAGACAGGGAGAUUUCAACGUCAGCUCUAGACGUAGCCCCACAACGCCUCUUUCUUGGAGCGGUGGCGGUGGUGCUGCCUCUCCUUCCGCCGCGGACGGCUUUGAAGAGACCAGUAAACAAUUCUCUCGCUCUCCGCCUACCGUACCUUCCAGAUCCAAGGGUACUGCAGUUAAUGAAACCACUAGCACAACUACCAAGAGAUCGAGAAGGAAGAAGACAUUUGCUGAACUUAAGGAAGAGGAGAGUUUACUUUUGAAGGAAAGGGUUAAUUUGGAAAAGGAGAUGGCGUCUAUGCGUGCUACUUGUAAAGAGCAGAGAGCCAGGAAUGAGAACUUGAAAAGAAUAAAGCUUGAUUUGAACUUGCAAAUUGCAAAGAGUGAAGUUGAGGAGGUACCUUCUUGUUUACCCCGUCAGAGAGUACCCUCUACUCUUGACUAUGGUCCCUCGACGGUGCUCUCACAUGCCCUUGAUGAUUUUAAAGCACUGUUAGAUUGUUGCAAUAUAGGGAAAGCUGUACUGCCUGAUCUAAAUAUGAUGCCUGUUGAAGAUGAUUCCGUCACCGAGACUUUGUAUGGCACCACCUGA
Messenger RNA from Hibiscus syriacus, 938 nucleotides. RefSeq lists its product as uncharacterized. NCBI's taxonomy places the organism in Eukaryota, Viridiplantae, Streptophyta, Magnoliopsida, Malvales, Malvaceae. The transcript has 5 exons. Bases 162 to 938 code for a protein of 258 amino acids. The record is from RefSeq and is a predicted model, not a curated record.